Drosophila suzukii is the source of this 1784-nucleotide messenger RNA. It is a transcript of the gene Dgkepsilon, whose product is annotated as diacylglycerol kinase epsilon. Lineage: Eukaryota; Metazoa; Arthropoda; Insecta; Diptera; Drosophilidae. The record is from RefSeq and is a predicted model, not a curated record. Gene Ontology annotation, molecular function: ATP-dependent diacylglycerol kinase activity.
AUGGACAUAGCCACCAUUGAGCUGAGCGUUGAGGCGCUGAUAGGGUCGCUCUUGGCCCUGGGAGUCCUGUUUGCCUUCUGCCGUAGUUUGCUUUCCGAGGACUUCGUGAGCAGCUUCAAAACACGUCACGGCUGGAAAUCAAUAAAGGUCUUGGAACAGGCCUGCUUUUGCAACGUCUGCGAGAUCCUGCUGACCCCCUCCGCCGGACUCUUUUGCGACUGCUGCGGCCUGUGCACCCAUGCCACGCCCACUUGCCAGCGAAGGGCGGACCGGGAGUACCGCUGCAAGGACAAGUGGCUGCGCAACGAGUCCUCUGUGCGGCACCUGUGGGUCCACGGCAAUUUGCCCAUGGGAGUCCACUGCGCUGACUGCAACGAGGAGGUUGACCACCAUGUCAGCACAGAUCCCGGGCUGUACGGAUGGCGCUGUGCCUGGUGCCAGCGGUGCUACCACAACGACUGCUACUCCCGCGUCGACACCAAGGCCGCCUGCGACUUUGGCGAGUUCAAGGACAUGAUCUUCCCGCCCUACAGCUUCGUGGCCGCAAGAACUAGGGAUUCGAUGCGCCUCCACCUGGCCAGCAUCACGCCGCCGGACAUCGAGAAUUGGGAGCCACUGAUUGUGAUCGCCAACACCAAGUCAGGCAGCAGUACGGGCGCCAACGUGUUGUCCCUGCUGCGCGGUUACCUACAUCCGCUGCAGGUGAUGGAACUGGGCUCAAGGGGUCCCCAAGAUGCCCUCCAGUGGGUCGCCAAGGCCAGUCCUCGCCCGUGUCGCAUACUGGUGGCCGGCGGCGAUGGCACCAUCGGCUGGGUACUCAAUACCAUCUACGCGUUGAACAUAAAACCCCAGCCUGCGGUGGCCAUCAUGCCGCUGGGCACAGGCAACGAUUUGUCGCGAGUCCUGGGCUGGGGAGCCGAGCCACCCUCGGUUCUUGAUCCUGUGGAGAUCCUAAGAAGUAUUCGGCGUGCCCGCUCCGUAAAUCUCGACCGGUAUGACCUGCAGAUCGAGAAACUGCACUACAGGCUGCCAAUCCAGAGGCACCCUACAAAGACGAUCCAUGUUUACAACUAUUUUAGUGUGGGUGUGGAUGCGUUCAUCACCUAUAACUUCCACAAGACGCGGGAGUCUCGUUUCUAUCUGCUUAGCAGUCGGAUAUUCAAUAAGCUUCUGUACUUUACCUUUGGAACGCAACAGGUGAUGCAACCCGGUUGCGAACACCUUGAGGAGAAGCUGACUCUGUACCUGGACAACAAGCCAGUGCAACUGCCUGAGCUGCAGGCGCUUGUGUUCCUAAAUAUCGACUCUUGGGGCGCUGGCUGUAAGCUUUGUGAGCUCAGCAAUUCCAACGGCGAAGUGCGCAUGGUAAACUCCAUCUCCGAUGGCAUGAUGGAGGUUUUUGGUAUUGUUUCCUCCUUUCACAUUGCUCAGCUGCAGUGCAAUAUAAGCAAGCCGGUGCGAAUUGGCCAAGCCAAGCAAAUAAGGAUGCAAGUGAAGGAGACAGUGCCAAUGCAGGCGGAUGGAGAACCGUGGAUGCAGAGUCCUGCGGAUAUACGUCUGUCCUCGCGCAGCCAAGCCCGCGUCCUCAAGCUGGCCGCAACCUGAACGUAAUAGCUAAUACCCAAUUGUAACCCCUUUUGUGCCAGUCCCAUAAUCUCAAAGUACUUAAUCCGGAACCUCAGUCUACACUUAAUCGAAUUUGGUAAGCUAUGGCAUUUUAAGGACAUCCCAUGGAGGAAAACCAAAGCUAGUCGAAAAAUACACUAAAUCGUAUCUGAAAGAAA